CAAAAAGAUUUAGUUUUAAACCGUAAUCUUCUUCACUCGUCACCAUCACUUCUACUCUUGCCAGCGAGAUCAAGAUCUUCACCACAACGGCGACACCACUCACCGCCCAGUCUCCUUCACCGCUACAUUCAUCUGUUUCCGUGUUUUGUCUCUCUAGUAAGUGGUGCUUCUCACUUCAUCGUCUCAUUCUAGGUUUUUUUCCUCCAUUUGCGAUGCCUACUCUGUUCGCGGUUGUCAAUUCUUGCAUGAUCACAGGUAGUAUAUUUCAUUCUCUCACCAAUGUAAUUUAGGGUUAAGUUUUUGUUGUUAAUUUCUUUGAAUUUUGGAAUAAUACGAGAAAGGAAAGGUGAAAUUUGCCUUCGUUGAUGAAACAAAGGUGUACUAUUCAGUUCACAUGAGCUUCAGCAUUCGCAACAACAACGAAGAAGAAUGUGAGGCAGCGAAUAGUGGGAAACAACUCUAAGGGAUGUAGGUACUUCUGAUUUAGAUUUUUAAUUUGUUUCAUUUUCUUAAGGAGCUACCUGUAAUGAUUCAAGUUGUAGGUAAUUGUUUGUUCAUCACCUUGCAUUUGAGUGGAAAAUUUUCAUAUUUACAUUUCAUGUUGUUCCUGUAAAUCUGGAUUUUCAUUGACCCUCGUUUGGCUUUGUGUAACAUAAGAGCUUGUGCUCGCCAACAUGCCUAUUGUUCUCGUUUCCUUUCGUCGCCUUCGUUAGUCUCUUUUAUUGUGAUAAUUAUGUAGUCAUUGACCCUUUAAUAAAAGUCUAUCGCGUUGCGGCCGUAUAAGUCUUGUGACUCUUGUCUCAUUGCACGGCUUCCACUGAGAUUCAUUCGCUGCGACACCUUGUUUGGCCUUUUUUUUUUGUUUCCUCCUUUCGGUAUGUGUAUACUUCUUCCCAGGAUUUCUUCUAGCCUCUGUGCCUUCUUCACUGUUGCCUCACGAGCUUCUUUCAUUAGUUUCAUAAGAUGCCUCGGGGAAAAGCAAAUUCUUCAUCAGCUGCUAAGCCAUCUGACUCUGAGAAGCUAGUUGAAUCUGAUGAGAAGGUUGAUUUUGAGGAGGAAAAUGAUCCAGAAGAAGCUAUGGAAGAAGAAAUUGAGUAUGAAGAAGUAGACGAAGAAGUGGAAGUGGAAGAGAUAGAAGAGGAGAUGGAAGAAGAGGAGGAGGAUCCAGAAGAGGUAGAGGUAGAAGAAGAGGAAGAGGAGGAAGAAGAAGAAGAAGAGAUUGAAGAAGUGAAUGAAGAGGAUGCAAUGCAAAACCAUAGCAGUGAUGAAGCAAAGGUGGAAGAUGAGGACGAGAAGAAAAAACAUGCCGAACUCCUUGCUCUUCCUCCUCAUGGGUCUGAAGUAUACAUUGGUGGCAUUCCUCAUGAUGACUCAAAUGAGGAUUUGAAAUCUUUUUGCGAGAGAAUUGGGGAAGUUGCAGAGGUUCGAGUGAUGAAGGGAAAGCAUUCCAGCGAGAACAAGGGAUUCGGUUUUGUAACAUUUAGAAGUGUGGACUUGGCUUCUAAAGCCAUCAAAGAGCUAAAUAAUACUGAAUUUAAGGGUGUUUACUAUUAUUUCUAUCAAAUAUUCAGGAACAUGGCUGAAGCAGCUGCACUAGAGAAAAAGAAAAUGGGUGUCAGUGAUGGAUCAGUUGGCAUGCUCUCCUCUCUUCUCACUGUUGCUUUAUCCGGGUGUGUUAACGUGCUAUUGACAAAUCCCAUAGCACAUAGAAAAGAGUCGAACCAUGCACCUGAUCAGGGUUUGUUAGUUGCCACUAAGCAAGCAACUAUUUCUGCAGUUGAGCCUCUUCCUUAUGGAACUAGCCGUGUGAGUUUUACUAGUCCUGAUAAUGCUUGGGGACUCCUGAUGAUGUGGAGUUGCAAUGUUCCUAGAAGUUGGGGUGUGGAAGAUCUGAGGAAGAUUGUUUCUGAGGUUGGACCUGGAGUUACUGGUGUGGAACUAGUCAAGGAUAUGAAGAACACCAAUAACAAUCGUGGCUUUGCUUUUAUUGACUAUUAUAAUAGUGUGUGUGCUGAGUAUUCUAAGCUAAAGAUGAUGAGCCCAACAUUUAAGCUAGGUGAGAAUGCUCCAACAGUGAGCUGGGCUGAUCCUAAAAAUGUUGAUUCCUCUGCUGCAUCUCAGUGUUGUAGUCAUCCCUAUCUUGUUGGUCCAGAAUUGCAACCUUCUCUUAACAAGGGUCUCGAACCGUCUCAGUAUCUUGAUUUUGAUUUAAAAGCUAGUGGAAAGUUGCAACUUCUUGAUUCAAUGCUUGAGGAGUUGAGAAAAAGUGAUUUAAGGGUGCUCAUUCUUUUUCAGCAAUAUAAUAAAAAAUUUGGACAAGAAAAGAACAGAAUUGGCUUUGUACAUUUUGCAGAGAGGUCCAAUGCUAUGAAAGCACUGAAAGAUAUGAAUUAGAAGGUAAAGUUUUAGAGUGCUCUUUGGCAAAGCCACAGUCUAAUCAAAAGUCUGGAGGGUCAAACACACAGAAGUCGGGACCAUGAUUGCUUCCAAGUUAUCCACAACAUGUCGGUUAUGGUUUGGUUGGCAGUGCCUAUGGUGCACUAGGUGCGGGAUAUCAUGCUCCAGGUCUUGCACAGGUUUCUGAUCAAGGAAGUGUGCCAACUAAUACAACAAGUUUUUUACAUGAGGAAAAUCAUAUGUGAUAGUUGAAGAAUAUAAUAUAAUGUGGAAGUUAAUUGAAUCAUUUUAUGUUUUGAGAACCAUUGCAGUACUUCAUGAUAGUUUUUGCUGACUAAUAUUGUACUUGAAUUUGAAUUUGAAUUCGUAUAUUUGUUAUACUUUGAUAUACA
This is a messenger RNA of Vigna unguiculata (cowpea), 2789 nucleotides long. RefSeq names its product heterogeneous nuclear ribonucleoprotein Q-like. Gene Ontology annotation, molecular function: ATP-dependent chromatin remodeler activity; DNA binding; RNA binding. The record is from RefSeq and is a predicted model, not a curated record. Gene Ontology annotation, biological process: chromatin remodeling. Lineage: Eukaryota; Viridiplantae; Streptophyta; Magnoliopsida; Fabales; Fabaceae. Gene Ontology annotation, cellular component: chromatin; nucleus.